GCGCUGACCUGUGUCAAAGGAAGAUAAGUGCUUCUCUAGCUGCUUCCUUGCUAUCUUUAAAUAUAUGGGAGUUGACAAAGCAUAGAUUGUGCGACGGCGGAUGCGGAAGCCCUGCAACACAAUUCUCGGGUCUUUGUCUGCGUGGUUUACCUUCUGGAGCCUGAGCAAGAUAAUGUGUGCGUGGUUCGUCCUCCUCCGGUGCUCUUCCAAUUGGGCAUUCCGCUCCUCCACAAGCCCUGAUGGCACUUUGUCCAGGUCUCUUGACCUCAUGGACGAGGAGGCACACGGAGGCUCACAUGAACCUUCCAAUAAAAGGUCCCGAUUUUACAUUAGAAGAGAUGACAAGAAUUCCAGAUGGUCUGCAUUCCCGAAUUUGAUAUACUGCGAUGCGCAUAUGGGCGUGUUGCGACCGCGAGGUCAGCGCUUUCCAGCUUCGGUUCACACGAUGGGAUGCGAGUUCCGAUACAAAGCUUAAGAGCUAGAAGAAGACUAAAUGUGCGGGAGUUGCUAGUUUCGCCAGAAUAAUAA
Acaromyces ingoldii is the source of this 528-nucleotide messenger RNA. RefSeq lists its product as hypothetical. Bases 101 to 475 code for a protein of 124 amino acids. The transcript has a single exon. Lineage: Eukaryota; Fungi; Basidiomycota; Exobasidiomycetes; Exobasidiales; Cryptobasidiaceae. The record is from RefSeq and is a predicted model, not a curated record.